Xyrichtys novacula (pearly razorfish) is the source of this 12204-nucleotide messenger RNA. The record is from the annotation of a GenBank genome assembly. NCBI's taxonomy places the organism in Eukaryota, Metazoa, Chordata, Actinopteri, Labriformes, Labridae.
CAGAGUUUUCAGAGGAGCGGGUGUUAGAGACACUGGAAGCAGGCAUUAAAGCCCAGUACAGAUCAGCAAGCCGAACAGACAUCAGAAUCAGCGAAAUCACAGCCUCAGGUAUGUACACUUGGGGAGGAGUGGGUGGGACACAAAAAAGGAGCAGAUAGAUAACUGUUAGCUAUGACUGGCUUCAGAUUUUUCGUUUAUAACAAUGAACACAGAUCAAGGCUGGUAAUGCAGAUCUUUAUGAAACCAAGUACUGUACAAUGCCAUUUUCUUCUACUUCAUAAACAGAUGUCUGUGUUGUAAUCCUUAAAGUCGUAGGGUGACUGACAUUUGCAGGGUUCCCACGCAAGUAUGGAAAAGUAUGGAAAAGUAAUUUGAUCAAUUUCCAGGUCUUUAAAAGUAUGCUAAAUGAAAAAUAAAGAAUGGAAAAAUAUUUAUGUUAACAGACUAUAUUACCACAGUAAUAAAAUACUGUUUUCUAAAAUAGAAAAGUAGCUAGUUUUGUUACAAUUUUACUGCCUACCAAUGACUAAAAAGCUGAUUGAUAGCGGAAACUAAGGAAAAACGUUCAGAAAAAACAACACAGUAUUGCAUCAGCUGGUAAUGAAUUAACUUUGCAUAUGCUAGGAAUAUAAACCUUUACUGUUGUAUUAUGAGACUACCAAGAGUUUAUUGGUACCAAUCGCUUUCUUGCUAACAUAUUAGUAAGUUGCUAAAUACUAUAUGUUAUUUCUAAUUGGGUUAUUGAAAUUGUUGCCGUUCCUUCAGAUUGACACAGUUUUUAGUCUUUCAGCUGCUACUUAAGAGAAAAGUGGUGAUAUGAAAAUGCUUUGUCAGAUAACUUGACUUGGAGCAACCUGAAGCACAGCAGUAUGAUAUUAUAAAAGGAUUUGAUCUUCUUACAAUAGGGCUGACAUUGAGGAAAUGGCGGCCAUGUGAAUAUGGUCAAUUGUCAUCUCCUAUCAGCCAUGGUAUUCUGUAUGCUUUCUAUUUGUAUCAUAGAAACUUGCUCUGAGUUGUGCUGAUAAGAUGAUAACGGAUAAGCCAGGCCUCUCUGCUUCUGCUGCAUCUGAGAUUGCACAUUUUAUGUUGUUUGGAUCCUCUAAUGAUAUUAGCUGGGCUCUGGCCGGUCUUGAGACAGCCAUUUCUCUUCUUUUCUGUCUUCUCAGCAUUCACAUUGCAUUUGUCCACAUUCUGGCCACCAGCCAGGCGCUGGCCCCUGUGACUCAGUGGUUUUGGUGCUCUUAAAAAUGAUUUCUGUGGGUAUGAUUUGAUGUUACUGUCCCAGAUAGUUAGACAGAGAUGUAUGGCUUGCUGCUGUAGGGCAAGGUGAGAUGGAGCAGAAAGAGCUACACACCAUCACCAGUCCCCUUAACCGCGGGGAAAUGGGACAGAAAAUGUGCAACCCAAAUAUUUUGAGCUCAUGUAUCAAAUUCUAUCAGUAUCCCAGUGUUAGUGACCUAUUCUUCCUCUUCUUUCUGUUCACCUAUCUCUCUCUCUCUCUCUCUCUCUCUCUCUCUUUCUCUAUCUCUCUAUUUCUGUCUCCAGACACAGAUCCUCGUAUGGCCAGGAACCCCAGAGCCAGUGAGUACAGCAUGUCGCAUUUCAAUCACUUGCAGUUGUAAUUUUCCAGCUGGCUAGAUGCACACACUCCUGCCAGUCUGUAACAAAUGGCUGGUCCGGCCUGUCCUGUACAUGUGCUGCUCUAGUCAGAGAUUGAGAACCCUGUAUCAGGCCUGAGCCAGUCAGUCACCGUGCCAGACACUUUGACACUGUCUAGUGAUUAAUAACACUGGGAUGAUAAAACUACAUUACAUUACCGUAGCAGCUAAGCUAUUCUUCUGUUAAUUUGUCUCUUCAUACAUGUCUAACAUAAAAGGAUGGAAGAACUUGGGCUUAAAUGUGUUGUUGAUCAUGACAAAUUUGAUAGUUUUUUUUUAAGGAAAACCAGAAAAGAUAGAUUUCUUGUAAAGAUCUUCCAACUGGAUUUGAAAGGCAGCUAGAAACUACUGUUGUCAUCUCACCUUCCCAUAUUCACCGCUUGACAUAAAUGAUGUUAUUCUCAGAGGAGUGUUUCUUCCGCCUGGAGGCCACAGAACAGCCGAAGAAAUUUUCAUCACCAGGGUACCCUGUGGCCUACCCACCCAAAUCUCGGUGUCAGUGGCAGAUCCGAGCUGCAGAGAACCAUGCCAUAUUUGUCACUUUCCCUUUCUUCAACAUCGAGGAUGACUGCUCUGAUGACUUCGUCUUCAUCUAUGACUCCUUGAGCCCAGAUGAUUCGCAGGCCAUCACAGAGUAAGUCGCAGAAGAUGUGGAUUUCCUGAGGGGUUGGGAAACGUGUUUUUCUACGGCACACACUGAAAAUGGGGCUAUCUCAAACUAAAACCCUUUAUUUAAAAAAACAACCAUCUAUGUGCCAAAUCAUAAGCUCCAGGAGAAGCACCAGUGAAUUAACUCAUUUUUGGCCCCGUAGUAUAGUUUAUUGUAGCAUAGAUCACAUUUAUAUUUUGCCUGAACCUUUAUGGCGAGUUUUUGUGGUUGGAUUACCUAAGCUUUGGACAUUUAUUUAGCCUUGAUGAGCAGAUAGGGAGGAAUGUAGUUCUGUAUGAUUCUCAGAGAGAUAGAGAGAGAGAAACAAAGUAUAACUUCCUAUUAAACCAAAAUGUUGGAAAGGGAUUUAGGAGUGAAAACAGUUUGGAUGUGGGUGGAAAACAUAUUUCACUUGAUUCCUUUCACUGGAUUUGUGAUAAUGUUUUUUUCCUUCCUUUUUUGGCCCUGAAGCCUUUAGUGCUGCAUGUCCCAUUUUAUUGUUAACUUUUGAGACCUCAGUGAGAUUGAGUUGGCUCAAAAAGACCUCUCCUUUCAAAUCUGUGAUGGGUGCCAAGCUGAAUCCUGCUACACCACUGUGUGUGUAAUUGCACUGAGUCUAUGGGGGAGUGCUACGAUUCUGAUACUACAGGCUCUUGAUGCUACAAUCAGAUGUAGCUGCAGGCAAUUUCAAACUCAGAAACCAUUGCCAAACAAAUAUGCGUUACCAAGUGAUGCAUAAAAUUUUUAUAAAGCUAUUGAGCGAUCCGCUUUAUCCAAGGUGACAUGGGGUUUAUGAGAGCUAUAAUAUAAUACUCUAUAAUGACAUUAUUCUACUGGAGGUAGAUGUAUUGCUGCUCUUGCAGCGUCAUUCACACCUUCAUUGCUCUGCCGCCAGCGGUGCUGAAACUUUCUGCUAAUGUACCUAAUCUUUGACUUUCAAACUCCGCCUCAGCAAUUUCUGUCCAGCCCUGGUACAUCUCUACUUUUUUAUCUUUUUCUGUCUCUCACUUCUUAUCAAAUGAUUUCUUUCCAAAUUAUUCUUCUCGUAAACUUUUUAAACUUGUGUGCUAAAUGUUUUGGUGCUCCUGACUCAAAAGAAAAAUAGCUUCACAUGAGUGUUGCACAUCUGAACAAAAACAAAUCUCUACACUGUAAAACCAUCAGAUGAUAAUCUUACUGCUUUUAUUUGCUGGUUCCAUAAAACUAUUUGAUUCUGUCUUUUUUUUUUUUUUUGAUCCUGCUCAGAAAGUGUGGUCAAAGGCCACCCUCCAACCCUCUGGAGGUGUCUUCAUCAGGAAAUAUCAUGCUCAUUAACCUGAUUACUGACGGUGCUCAGCAAAAGCCUGGAUUCACAGCAGAGUAUUCAGCCAUCCCUAAAUCUAAAGGUAGUAAUAACUUUACUUCUAACUAGAACAGCUUGUUUAGGUUUGUUUAAUUGUGUUUAUGUUUUACCCAUUAAGAAUUAAAACGGGUUCAUUUAUGAUGGUUUCAGUUAAAAGCUGUGGUGGCAAACUCGCUAAGAGCCAUGGAGUCUUCACCUCCCCUCUACACCCCAGUUUCUAUCCUCCUGCUGUGGAUUGCAAGUGGACCAUCGAGGUUUGUAACUCACUCCCCUCCCAGCCCCCCUCCCCUACCUGAAACCCCUUUAUCCACCUCCCCCUCCUCUUCCUCCAUCCUUAGCCUGCCAUGAGAGGAAUGCUGAGGCAGCACUGUAGAAGCCAAGCUGUUCAGUACCUCCUCUAUCUUCAUCUGUCAGAGCGCUGUUGCUGCCGCAGCUCUGGCUGAGCUGCAGUGUUUGUGCUGGUGUUUUAUGCUGGUGUGUGUGUGUGAGUUUGUGGGCAUGUGUUCGCCCAUGGUCUAUUUGGGUGUGUCGCAGCUUGUCUGCUUGCAUUUGCACCAACUACAGACACAUGUCUUAGUGUGUAGGAGGAGGAGUGACAUGCAUGGUAAAUACGGUUAUUAUGAACCAAUCAGGUCUUCGUCUGUGCUACAGGUCCCCUCUGGGAAGAAGGUACGGAUAAAGUUCACCAUGUUCCGCAUGAAAGAGCCUGGGGUGGACAUCCGUGUGUGUCACAAAGACUUUGUGGAGGUUAUGGGCACCAAGUAAGACUUAAACUCAUGAAAGCUACACCUGAAAUGAUUCUCUAUGCAGCAUGUGGUGAACAUCCAUCACAGUUUAAAGACUGGGACAGUUUUCUGAGCAAUUACUCACAUUUCACGUACUCUCACUUUCAAUAUAACUCCAUGUAAAAUUUUGAGAUAUUCAAAAUAUCCACUUUUUUGAAUAUCCCAAAUAUCUAACACUUUACAAUAACCAUAACUUAUAAAUGGUAAAUAGACCAUUUAGAAAUGGUAAGUAGAUAGUUUAUUAAUGUUUAAUCAUCAGUUAUAAAUAGCAUAUAAACCAUUAAUAAAUUGUAAAUUUUACGAUUUUAAAAACCUAACCCUAACCCUAACUUUACAAUAACCAUCUAAGUAAUGUUUGUAGGUGGUUUAAAAACCAAAUAUUAACCAUUUACAAAGUGCUACUGACACACAUUUUAAUCUAGAUGUUUUACAACCAGUUUUUAAACCUUAUAUAAACCUUUAAUAAAUAAUUAAUGAAAAUUAUUAAUCAUAAUUCCAUUGCUUGUUAAUGGUAAAGUAACUAUGAACUUACAUUAAUAAACUAUCUAUUUGCCAUUUAUAAUUGGUCUAUAUGCUGUUUUUAAAUGAUGAUUAAACAUUAUUAAACUAUCUAUUUACUAUUCAUAAAUUAUGGUUAAAGUGUUACUUCAAACAGAACCAUUGAGUUGAGAUUUGUUUUGCUUGUUGGUCUUUGGUGCUUUAAAUGUUGGUCUUGUUUCCCAGGUACUGUGGAGAAAUGUCCUCAUUGGCGCUGACUAGUACCUCCAACGUUGUGGAGGUGAAGUUCCACUCAGAUGAGUCGUACACUGACAAAGGCUUCAGUGCGGAGUACAGCGCCUAUGAUCCUGCAAAUCGUGAGUUAAAAGUCUUGUGUGGCACCCACAUUUACAUGGCAUUUGGAAAGAUUGGCACGUAAUGUUAUGUCGUGACAGUGACACUCAUAGCCUGCCAUUACAGAGCGAGACAUGGGGAGUGACUGUGUCGUCUGGGAGACUACCAGGCGGUGUCUGAUUGACAGUCAAAUAGAGCUGUUUAGUGGUAGAGGCUUAGAAACUGCAGCAGUGAAACUCAAGAGCUAGACUAAUCACCAGAGAGCUUGUUUAUUGGGUCCAUUUUAUUUGCCACUGUCAGUCAGAAGCGCUCCACUUUCAAUACCCUCUGCUCUUUAUGUUGUCUCCCAGUUUGAGCGAAAUGGAUUUAUAAUUGCUCUGAUCAACAGGGACAAGCAUUGGCAACAUGAUGGAUGCCGCAAACAUACACUGUCACUUCCUCUCGCUCAAUUUGUCAUCACGGUCUUGCUUGCCUUUUUUCUGUUAUUUUUUUUGAACAGCUUGCCCCAACCAGUUUGCCUGUGCAUCUGGCAUAUGCAUUUCCAAGGAUAUGAAGUGUGAUGGGUGGAACGACUGCGGUGAUAUGAGUGAUGAGAUGAAGUGCCGUAAGUCCCCCUUUGACCAGUCCUGUCUUUCUCUGUCUUUUUUACACCCUGAAUUUCUUACCCUCUUAACAACAUCGUCCUACCUGCCACUUUUAGGUAGUAGUUUGACACUCUGGCAAAUGCUCUUACUUGCCUUUUUGCCAAGAGGUGGAUGUUCAGAUCAAUACCACUUUCAUUACUGCCUAUAAAAUAUAAAGCUACUGCCAGCAGAGCCAGUUACCUUAGCUUUGAGACUGUCUACAAGGGAAACGGCGAGCUUGGCCUUAGAAAAGGUAACAAAAUCUAAAUAGUAAAAACAAAGACUGUGUGAUUUGUAGAGGAUAAGAUAACAGGCUGUUUCUUGGCCCAGCGUAAUGAUUUCUUGGAAUGUAAUGUUGGUGUUUGCCAGGCUCCAGGAAGUUCCUCACUGCGAACAGAGAAGUAAAAAAAACCUGCUGUCAAACGAACGAACAAAGAAAAUAAGAAAGAAUUAACAAGAUAUAAAGCCUUAAAGAUUCUCAAUGAAACACUUGCCUUUGAAAGAGAUAGGCUAGUGGUUUCACUAGCUAAGCUCACAUUUUCUCCUCCAAAUAUAAGACUGGUAUCCUCUCAUUUUAUUCCUGGGAACAAAGCAAAUUAGCUUUUAGAAUCAAAAACUAUGACAUUUUGUUUUGUAAAAAUAAUGAAAACUAGAAAAACUCAUUUAAAAAGAUGAUUCGGAGAGGAGGUUUUGUUAAUAAACUGUAUUUUUCAUGAUCUUUCCCUAACUAUCAUGUAACUUAUUUGCAAUGUUCAUACUAUGGUGAAAUUCCCGUUCCUUCAUUUUCUUGUUAAAAACUCUGUCCUUCUGUCACCUCAGAGUGCGAAGAGGACCAGUUUGCUUGUGAUAAUGGUCUGUGCAAACCCAAAAUCUGGGUGUGUGAUCGGGUCAACGACUGCGGGGAUGGCAGUGAUGAGAAACAAUGCAGUAAGUGUUUUUUGGCUUUAAGCACUCUUCGGGGACACAAACCCUAUCUAAUGCUAGGCUAAUUGUGCUAACAUUAAAGGCACAUCACCACUAAUGCACUGGUCACUGACUCCUGGGCUGUGCAGCCAUUAUUGUAUCAGUAAUGGAGUUUGUUUGGGGCCUCGCACAAUUUGCUGAGCGUUCAUCCGUACGCUUAAUCAUGUUUAAUACACAGAGGAAGAAUGGAGAGAUGCUAAUGUCCACCAUAGCUGUGCUGCUAAUGGCCCUCUGUUGCUGUUAGCCUGCCCUCUCCUUAUUCAACUUUUAAUUCUUGUUUUUCUGUAACAUUUUCCUCCUCUCGAUGUGUCACCUCCAGGUUGUGACGAGAACGAGUGGCGCUGCGGCGAUGGCAGUUGCCUGCCUCAGGAUAUCGUGUGCGACGACAAGCAAGACUGUGAGGAUGGAAGCGAUGAGGCCUCUUGUAAAUCGUGUAAGUGGCUGUGCUUGUUCUCUUUCCAACCACUUUGGUAUUUGAAGAAACCCCACUAGGGUGAUUUAAAAGCAUGUUACACCAACCAUUAAGCAAUUAACCUUCCUCCACUGCUCGGUAAAAAGUUAGCGCUUGCAAAAAUGCUGCGGUGAAGAAUUCAUUCUUCAUUGGAAGUAAUUUUCACUGUAAACAUUCUUUUAUCGUUUCCUCCUACUCACCACUUCAUUCUUUAUCAAUUUCCCCUUCGCUCUCCACUCAGUCACACAUGCACACACACUCAGGACUCUCUCGCACUCCCGUCUGAUUUUCACUUCUCUGAAUAAAGAGGGAUAUUAGACCUCGACCCCAAUCAAUACCCCCAAUCAAUGCAAUCUGCUCCUCAAUCACUAUGCAUUGUGCAUUCAAAGCUUACUUUGAAGUCUUACUGAUUGCAUAGUCUUUUCCUGCUUCAACUUGGCACUGCUCUAAAGCUUUGAUUGAAACAUACCUUAUGUGUGUUUUGAUUUUGGGACCUGUCUGUGCCCCGCCAUAGCUUCAGGUAUCUGCUCCGACUUCAGCUUCAAGUGUGAGAACAAAGAAUGUGUCAACAAGGUGAACGCCGAGUGUGACCGCGUCAAUGACUGCUCUGAUAGCUCCGACGAGAAAGGCUGUGGUAAGAAAUGUUUUUCUCUGCCUUACAAAUUUCAGCUUUUACAUUUUUUUUCCCUCCAAGCUGAAAGUGGAUCUAAUCUUUUCAGUGUCAUUCAAACAGAUUACAGAAGAGCUGGUAGAGCAGCGAGUUGGGCUGUCUGUUAGAAAAGAGCCCCAGGCCUUGACUGCUUUAUUUAUUUCAUUCUUCUUUGAAAGCAGCUCUUGUCAUCUCUGAAGUUUUAUUUUUUUCCCUCCAUUUAAGCCUCAGGGCGUGUCUGUGCGUUUUUUCUUUUUUUUUGAUCAGAUAAUAUGCCAGUGUGCCUUAUUAGGAUUCCAAAGAGCAGAAGUAGCUCUCAAAACCAAGGCCAACAUCAUGAUGGCUUCAAGUCAACUUAAUCUCAUUUCAGAUUUCUUCUCUCUGAUCAUUUCUGCCAGUCUCAGCGAGUAUUUUACACCCAUAAUCCUGCGUUCCUCCUUUCUCAUUACCCUCUCCGUUUUAUGUCAGGUUGUGGCACCAGGCCAUACAAACUGAACCGCAUUGUGGGCGGGCAGAAUGCUGAGCUGGGGGAGUGGCCGUGGCAGGUCAGCCUUCACUUCCUGACCUAUGGGCACGUUUGUGGAGCCUCCAUCAUAUCUGAGAAAUGGCUCCUCUCUGCUUCCCACUGCUUUGUCACCAGCAGCCCGUCGUGAGUCACAGCUGAAGCAUACAUUACACCCAAACACAAGAACAGAGCUGGACUAUUCUGUAAACAACAUCUACCACACUUUUGUAUAAAUUGUUAUUGUUUCCAAGAGUAUUUUAUUAUUCAUCCUGUUAUUUAACAUUUUAAUAGAUCUCAUUAUGCAACACUCUCAUGCACUUUCUUCUGGAAAAUAGUAGAACUGUGCACAACAGAGGACCAUUUAUAUACAAAUUGCAAAGUCUGAAAAUUAGCCCCUGAUGAUGCAGUUAAUUCAGAAGAACCUUGGGGGGGCUAAAUUUACAUCUCAUCCAUGAAAAGUAUGGAGCAGUUAUUGUCAGAGUGGCCUGUAGGUGGAGCACUUAUCAUGCUGUUAGCUACGCAAUGUGCAUGCACCCUCACCAGCUUUCAGUCUCUGUUUGUAUUUCCUUCACACAAAGCCAUGAUUUCAUUUGAGGGGUUUUCUACAUUUGACGUUCAAGUCUCUAAAAGGCUUUUCUUUACAGGUAAACAUAAUCAUGACUAGUUUGCAGUUUUGUAUGUUUUGGGGGAGGUUUUCAGCACUGUGAUAAAAAAUUAAAUCCAUCCCAAUAGAAUUAUAAUGUGGCAAGUACUAUGUUUGUUCUGUUAGUGUAGUGACUGCAAGGGGAUGUGUUAUUUUGUUGUGCAGCACUGAACUUCUUCAGAAACCCUAACCUUUGAGGUGCAUACACUACAGGCCUGUUUGUUUUGGACUGUGUUAGAUUUGACACAUGGUCAUGACAUUACAAUACUUCCAUCCAGGUUCAAGCCUGUACAGGAAAAUAACCUUUCCCCUCUGACCUGACUGUAGGAACCAUGUUGCAUCCAACUGGCAGACCUACAGUGGCAUGCAGGACCAGUACAAGCAGGAUGGGGUAGAGCGGCGCACACUGAAGAGGAUCAUCUCCCACCCGGAUUAUAACCAGAUGACCUUUGACUACGACAUAGCACUGCUGGAGCUCAGUCAGCCGCUGAAGUUCACCAACACUAUCCAACCCAUCUGCCUACCCUCAUCCUCCCACGUCUUCCCUGCAGGCAUGUCCUGCUGGGUCACAGGCUGGGGCGCGCUCAGAGAAGGAGGUAUGAUGCCGGAGGUUUCUUUGUGUUUUUCACUGUAACUGAUUAUUAGACCGGUUUGAAUAUUUUUGCUGUUUUUCCUCAAUUACGGGUGACCCACUCUCCAGCUGAGUUGUUUCUUUUUGCAUACCCAACUCACAUCAAAAUGAAGACAUCCCACUCCUCCCCCAUCCCUCUCACAAUUAGCUAUUCAUCUCCAUCCUUUAUCUUCUCUCCCUGCCUGCUUCAUUCUUCUUUUUCCCCUUCAUCUCUUCAUCCUGUCUUCUUUCUUUUAACGUCCCUCCCAUUUCUUUAUCUUUCCCAUCAUGACAUACUUCUCUUCAGCCUAGCCCUCCCUCCCUUUUUCCCCUCAUCUUUUUCUAAUCUGCUCUAUUCCAUUAAGCCCUCUUCCAUAUCCAUAUAUCAAGACAGACAUAGGCUCUCCUGGGAAGCCUCUUAAACCUUCAUUAGCUAACACUAAUCCAGCCCAUUAGCACCUUUUGAUGUUAGUGACGAACACAGAGGUCACAUGGCGGAGUGCUGACCCCAUUGUCUUCCUCCUGCAGGUCAAAAGGCACAGCUGCUGCAGAAGGCAUCGGUGAAGAUCAUCAACGACUCGGUGUGUAACACGGUCACUGAGGGCCAAGUCACCUCCAGGAUGCUCUGCAGCGGGUUCUUGGCUGGAGGCGUUGACGCAUGUCAGGUGAGACCAUGCUGCGUUCUCCAGACAAAGGGUGGAUGUAGAUUACUUUUCCACAACAUAUAGGUUUUCACACCCAUAUAAUUACCUGGCUCUCACAACACGCUCAAUCUAAUAACCAUUCUCUUCCAACCAUACUCACUAGGGAGACUCCGGUGGGCCCCUGGUGUGUUUUGAGGAGAGUGGGAAGUGGUUCCAGGCGGGUAUCGUGAGCUGGGGUGAGGGCUGUGCUCGUCGGAACAAGCCCGGCGUGUACUCGCGUGUCACCAAGCUGAGAGAGUGGAUCAGGAAGGAGACGGGGGUUUGAGGAUGAUAUGAGGGGUGCAGAGCGAGGACCAGAGUUGAAAAAACGAAAUGGAAAUAGAAAGUCUGAGAAUGAUUUUGGACGAGUCUCCCAAAGCGUUGUUCUUAAAGCAACAGACUCAGGAAGCUGUUGCAUGGACGCACUUUAUUUGGUUGCCAACUCCUUUGAACCCCCUUCCUACUACUCACCAACAAACACAGACACCGAGACACACACAUGCACAUUUUGUAAAAAUUUUACAUGAGAUUCAACACCGUGCAUCUCAGAUAUUGUCACGUUUCACCAGUCAACUUAACCUUCGGACUUAGAAAAAGUUAUGCAUUAUUCAGGAACUCAAGAUGUAAUUUUUAUAAAUACAAACAGAGAACAUGUGCAUUUUAUGUUUUUUUUUAAGUACAUUUUUACACUUUUUAUUGCAUAUUUCUUAACAGGUGUCAUGGGCUUCAGUCAGUGUUGCACUUGCUGUAUAUAGCUUUAAAUUUAGGGGUUUAUUUAUGAAUUAUCCUCCACUAAAAGGCCAUUUUUGUCACAUGGGCUUCAAAUUCUUCAUGCAUACUUCUAAAUAUUUUCCAAUACAGAGAAAAGUAAAGUAUUUUUAAUUAAGUGUGUUAUCUACCUAUCUGCCGGGCAGCCUCCAGUCUCAGUGUUUAUCUGUCAUCGAGGAGAGACAUUAACUCGUAGGGACAUCAGCAUCGUAGAUUUUGAAUAUUAAAAAAAAAGAGGCGUUUUAAUAUCUUACUAAAAUAAACACCUGAAGCAGCCUGGAAGUUAGAUAAAACACCAAUCAAUUUAAAAUCCCACAAGUUGCUUUGAAAAUUAGCCGGCAGUAAUGCUUAGUUCACCAGAUUUGUAGGCAGAAACUUGAGCGUGGUCCCUGAAGAUUGUUCUGAAUCUGAGCUUGGGGUGAUGCUCAAGUUGUUUUCAGUUGUUGUUGAUCUGAACCGUGGGUCUUGGAUCAGUAUUGCUAUUACAUAUUUACACAUGCAGACUGGCCCUGACUGCUGUGUGAACAGUUUGCCAAAUUGCUGCAUACCAAAGAGGGAAGAGGAGGAUGAGGAUUAGACUCAGUUGGUUCUAGUUAAGCCCAGUGUGGCUGGGGUCAUCUGUCGCACACAUCUGGGAGCCAAGUUCGACUGGAGUGAGACUCGUGACUGUCUCAGCCAACUUUAUUUGAUGCUCUUUCCUGUUCAUCCCAGAUUUAUCCUGAAAAUAGUGUAUUCUGGAUAAACAAACCAAAGAUUUGCAUAAGUGUUAUUUAUUGAGGAGAUAGAAAUAAGAUUAUUCUAAGAAUACUGCAGAGCCGGUCCUUUUAGUCUUUACUAUUAAACUAUGCAAGUGUAAAUACAUUUUUUAGACACUUGGGGAAGGACAGAAUUUUUAAUAUAUUUUUCCAAACACUGUAUGCUGGAGUUGUUGUUUGGAUUAUGGACUUUUUCAACUUUGAAACCUAUUUUGUUUGUAUAUUGAUGAUUUUAUACGAAAGAGUUGUGCAAAUAAACAAUGCUCGCCAGUGCCUAAUUGUAUCACCU